AUGAUUGAGACUUGCCUAGCGAAUCAAUUUGGUUAUCCGAAGAUGAAAAAAAGAGGGGUUCUAAUCUGUCAGCUAGUCUUGUCUGGCGCUAUUCUUCAAGAGCCUCCUUCUAAGAGGGACAUGUUGAAUGGCCCAGUUAAUGGCUCUUGGUCAGUGCAGCAAUUUGGUGCGCAAGGCCUGGGCUCGAGCCUUGCUGUGGGCUCUAACCCAGGAGCUGUUGAGGCUGCCGUCCGAGCAUGA
This is a messenger RNA of Protopolystoma xenopodis, 240 nucleotides long. NCBI's taxonomy places the organism in Eukaryota, Metazoa, Platyhelminthes, Monogenea, Polystomatidea, Polystomatidae. The record is from the annotation of a GenBank genome assembly.